This is a messenger RNA of Cynara cardunculus var. scolymus (artichoke), 1185 nucleotides long. RefSeq lists its product as uncharacterized. The record is from RefSeq and is a predicted model, not a curated record. Gene Ontology annotation, cellular component: U12-type spliceosomal complex. The transcript is spliced from 5 exons. Gene Ontology annotation, molecular function: protein binding. NCBI's taxonomy places the organism in Eukaryota, Viridiplantae, Streptophyta, Magnoliopsida, Asterales, Asteraceae. Gene Ontology annotation, biological process: mRNA splicing, via spliceosome. The coding region runs from base 129 to 833 and encodes 234 amino acids.
UUUCUUUUUGAAGGAUUUAUAAUGAUCAAGAAAUCAUCUCAUGAUUGAAUGUUGUUCCCAAUCACUUCAUCAUCACCAUCAGCAGCAGCUGCUCUGCUCUGCUCAUAAUUAAUUUUUAAGUAAGGGAGAUGCGAACUUUGGAAGAAGAUUCGUGUAAUCAUGAUGAUAUCGAUAAUACUGAUAACUAUUCGUUUGAGAUAAAUGAGAGUUCUUCAACUCUAAGCAUUCUUUCUUCUCCAUUGUUGCUUAUCGAAACCCUAUCUCGCAAGAGCUUUUCAUAUGGGAAACUACCCUUAGAACCUAUCAAACUUACUGUUCUCAAAUUAGAUGGAUCUUCCUUCGAUAUUACUGUUGCCAAGAACCCUACGGUGGCACAACUGAAGCAGGCCGUGGAGGCUGCUUUUAGCCAUUUGCCCAAACAUGGAAUUGGCAAGGUUUCUUGGUCACAUGUAUGGGCACAGUUCUGCUUAUGUUUCGAGGGUCAGAAGCUCCUUCAAGAUCAAAAUCCGGUCGGUCUUCAUUGGAUCAAGGAUGGUGAUCAGCUUCAAUUUGUUCGACACACAUCCAUUUGUUACAAUCUUGUAAAGGAAAGACCAGAAAAGCGAGAUUAUGAGUUGGAAGAGUCCAAGGCGUCACCAAGCAAACCAGAAGAAUACAAAGACGCGGACGUGCAAGAUGAAGAAAAUGAAAAGGAGGACAUUGCUGUUAACAUCACAUGUGAAUGCAGCUGGGGUCAGCUAUUGAGACGGUUGUUCUCAUAUCGCAGACAAAAAGGUCGUGAUUCAAGUUACAAGGAGCUUGGUAGUUCAAAGUCAACCGGUAUCUCCACCUGAAAUUUGGAAAGGUACGUGAAAGGGUCGAUCUUAAUUACCAAAAAGGUGACGAUGUUAUAUGCCAUUCAUUGAUUUUAUCAGUGUAUAAUGAGUUUAUAAAAAUACAACAAUCUUGGUUCUUCAGUUACUGAUUGAAGCAAGAAUAUUGGCCAACACUUGAUAUGUAUUUGUGUAAUUAACCCUGCAAUAGGAGAUCAGCAACAUGUCUAAAACUCUGCUUGAGUUGGCCAUCAGUCAUUUGUGAUGAAGAUGUAGUAUGAUUUUUUCUAUUGGUUGUAAGCUCAUCCACAAUGGGAUGGUUUAUAAGCAAAACAUAGUGGAGGGUUCUAACAAGUCACCAACAUAUUUGAGU